This is a messenger RNA of Galleria mellonella (greater wax moth), 4815 nucleotides long. RefSeq names its product protein amalgam-like. The record is from RefSeq and is a predicted model, not a curated record. The transcript has 10 exons. Gene Ontology annotation, cellular component: neuron projection. Bases 163 to 1347 code for a protein of 394 amino acids. Lineage: Eukaryota; Metazoa; Arthropoda; Insecta; Lepidoptera; Pyralidae.
UCGCAGCAACGCGAGCGAGCCUAUAGCCGUUCCAUAUUCGAAAUUCGCACGGCGCGCGUUCGAAUUUCGAAACUUUAUUCUAUCGUCGCAAUGUUAAAUGAUAAUUUGAAAUGGCAAUUUGUUACUGGCCAGUGUAAUUAAUUCAAUUAAUUGUGGUCGGAUAUGAGUUUGAGAGACUUUGUGAUGUGGGCGCACAUGUAUUUUAUAGUGUUGGGAAUUUCAGUGUUGUUCCGAUGUACGGAUUCCGUUGAUUUGCCCCGGUUUGUGGGUCCGGGCUCGAACGUUACCGUUGCCUUAGGCAGGGAUGCGGCGAUCACAUGUCGAGUCGACAAUUUACAGACUUUUAAGGUGGCGUGGCUUCGAGUCGACACUCAGACAAUCCUGACAAUAGCGGGCCACGUUAUCACGAAGAAUCAUCGCAUCAGCGUGAGCCACGGCGACGGCGCGUGGACCCUGGGCCUGAGGGAUGUGGGACCAUCAGACGGUGGACGGUACAUGUGCCAGGUCAACACUGAGCCGAUGAUGAGCCAAACGCACCAGCUGCAGGUUGUCGUACCACCAGAUAUUGACGAUGAGGUGAGCAGUAGUGAAGUAUUAGUGAAAGAAGGUGAAAAUGCUGCACUCAGAUGUGUUGCAUCUGGAACUCCACCACCAAACAUAGCUUGGAGAAGAGAGGACUCCAGGCACUUCAAGAUUGAUAACCGGACUUUAGUGUCUAAAUGGACUGGUCCAUGGUUGAAUCUAACUGCUGUAGAGAGAACAUCCUCAGGUGCAUAUUUGUGUAUAGCAACGAAUGGUGUACCACCAUCAGUCAGCAAGAGGAUUCAGAUCAAUGUAAUGUUCGCCCCAUCAGUGUGGACUGGACGGGUUGCUAUCCGCGCCCCGGUCGGCGGCGCUGUAUCGCUCCAGUGCACCGCUGAAGCAUAUCCUGUACCACAAGUCCACUGGACGUUAAAUGGUGAACGUAGACUUGUUAAUGAAACGAAGCACCGAAUCAGUAUGUCAAGUCGAGGGUACCGGCACACAGUGACUCUGUUAGUGUCAGACAUGUCACGGGAGGAUGCGGGAGCUUACAGGUGUCAGGUGGAGAAUUCCCUCGGGAGAGCGCAGGCGGAGUUGUUUUUACACAUGCUGACCACCACUACCACGACCACAACAACAACUACAACAACGACGACGACCACUACAACAACAACACCACCGCCGACGACCACACAUGCAUACGAUCCUGAAAGGCACUUGGAACAAUUACACCGGGGGGUGCUGCAGGAUCCGGGCAUGGAUAAUCCAUAUAUUGUGCUGAGUCAACACCAAAUGCAGAAUCUUGAGAUGGUAACAACAAUGUGACCUGAGGCAGGGCGCGGUCUGGCUCCUUGGAACGAAGGUUGGCCGCCCCACGACUCCGCCCCACGAUGUGCCAACAACAUGUGGACCUUAGUGCUAGUAUCAAUUGUGCUUAUGGCGUGACCAGUUGACUGGCAUACCAAUAGUGACGUUUCAACGAAAUAGAUACAAGUGCAAAAUAUGGUUGUUGAUUAUGAAAUGUUUUGAUUAUAUUUAUUAUUAAAAUAUAUUUAUUUGUUGUGAAUUGCUUGUGUGAUUUGAUUUAAAAUGCAAGUUUUCACUUGAAUGUUUAUAUUUUGUAAUUGAAUUUGUAAGAAUCAAAGGUACUAGAUAAAUUGCAAUCGACUUUAAUAUAAUUAGAAUUUUGAUAGGAAUAUUUACUAGACGUUAUUCAAAACUCAGGUAUUAUCAUCAAUGUUGACAUCACACAUUGAUUAUGCAAUCUUCACAUAGACUACCAAAAAAAUUUAAUGUAUUUGCUACUAAAAUAGAGUUUUGUAAAAAAAAAAAAAAAACUAUGCUCGUGCUAUAUGUUGCCACGAAAUAACAGAUUUAGAAUAAUUUAUAAAGUGACCAGAAUGUAAAAUUCAUUUUAUAUAAAAUACUUCGAUACUUUAUAUUUACUGUGUGGUCCCGGCAUAGAAUAAGCUACCCUUUCCCGUGAGUAUCGUUAUAGCCGACUAAAGGAAGGCGAGCACCCUUAGGCACACCUAAAGGCAGCGUCACACUUAAAAGAUCUCUAAAGUCUAACUACGGUUACCAAUUCACUUGCUGCAAUGUUAACCUCCCCCCUCGCCCUCCAAGAUGAUGGCUUAUGUUCAGCAGCGGUCAUGUAAAGGCUUAUAUAAUGUUACUUAAUUAUUUCUGAACUUAUACCACUAAAUACUAGUGACUUAAGUAAAUAUAAUAUUGUUUUCAGAUAAUAACUGUAAUGAGUUCCAGUUAUUUUUCAAAAAUAGAACAUUAUCAUGAAAACAGAUCAAUUUCAUUAUAUAUUUUGACGAGUAUUUCAUUUCUCUGAAUUGCAAGUCGCGCCGCCUGACAGCCGUAAGGAGCUUGGUAGACCUCAUUGUUAAAUAUCCUUUGUAUACGAAGUAAAAUCUCCGAGCAUGGAGUGCCUGCUGAAUUAAGUAGCAAACAUGUAUUGUCAUUUCCCCAGACCAGUUCAUUGAUAUUUUUGAUCUAUUUGUAUUAAAGAAGACAUAUUUUCGUACUGGAAUUCAAUAUGUCAGGAUAUCGUACUAUUUUAUCGUACCGAUAUAAUAGGAGGCAAAAUUAUUGUAUAUAUGGCCAAUUGUAUAGAGCCGUUUCCAAAUUUCUGAGCACGUUCCUGAUAUUAUCGCAUUAAAUAAUAGCGUCUCCUUAUAAUUUUGUACAUUUUGCUCUCCCAUUGUAUCGUCACGGUAAAAUUAUACGAUAUCAUGUCUUACAGCAAAUUAUUUUUAUUAUUAUUCUAUCAGCCGUUAACUGUCCACUGCUGAACAUAGGUUUUUUCUUAGGAAGUUUUGCCAGUAGUUGUCUUCCUUGAUAGGCGGGUUAAUGGAUAAAAAAUGGAUUGGUAACCCCGCCGCUAUCGGUAUACACCGGCGGGACACCAGUGGAAGAUGAUAGGUGAGAAUGAAUGCAGGUCAGUUGGUCCACCAUGUUGAAUUCGACAAGAAUUAACCAUAAUAGUUUCCAGGGAAACCGCAUCAAGGUCGAACUGACCCCGUAUUGCUAGCAAUAGGGUUAUUAUACUUCAUUAGUAACAAUUCCUUUCUACCAUGAUGGGAGAUUUAGCAAUCAUAGCUUUGGUGAUAUUUUAAGAGGGACACUACUGUCUAUCCCUCAACCAUUUAUCUCUUUUAUUCGCUUCCGGGAAUGGAAAGAGUAUUCUUCUAUGCCGAGACGAUACGGCAAAUUAUAAAAGCAUCAAAUAAAAUCAAUUGCCAUAUUAUCUAGGGCCUCAGAUUUGAUUACUAUUUCAGAUGCCAAUAACUAACUUAAACCCGAUUUUCGUGCCAUGUUACUUGCGGAAUACAAAUAACAAUUUUAUAAACAACAGCGUAAACUUCAAUGUCCAGGUUUUGUUCGAGUUACUUGCCGUUAACUCUAUCUAUAACCUUUUUUUUUUGGCUUCAGUGAAAAUAUUUAUAUUUAUAUUCGAUAUUGUUCAUAGUAACCUGCAAAAACUAGAAAUAUUGUUGUAUGUAUAUUUAACUGUAAAAUAAUUUUAUACGAUAAAUCUAUUCUAAUCAAGACCAAUGUGUAUUUCGUUUCUGUUCUAGAAAUAUUGCAUAAUUUUGAAGUAUAGUUGCUUGACAGAACUUCGUUAUUUUAAAUAUAUAUUUUAUAACAAGGAUGGUAAUUGAAUAUACUGCAAAUUCGAUAAUAAGUGAAUACUAAAUACUUAGAUUAUAUACAUAGAGUAUCUCCAUACAAAUGCUUCGAGAAAAACGGGUCAACUUUUUCAUACAAUUUUGCGUGAUAAACCGUUAUGAGUGAUUCCUUUAUAACUUCUAUAUUUAUUAUGUCUUAUAAUUUCUGCAUCUUUUUGAUGCAUAAAUAUUCAUUUUAUUUAUAAAAUAAUACGGUAAGAUACAUUUUAUGUGUAAGUAUAUAGAAUAAUGAUAAAAAAAACGACUCAGCUAAUUUCAUAAUUAGCUGACAGAAAGUUAACCCAUUUUUGAGACUCGAUAUUCUAUUUAUGUAAUCUAAUACUAAAAUAUAUGAAUGCUUGCAACACCAAAGGCAUUACUCGUGUGUUACCAGUCCUUAAGUUAUGAAGGUCCUUAUUUACCUAGUUUCUAGUAAUAUAUUUAAUUAGUGUAACAUUUAAUUUUUUAAGUAAUAAUUUCCUACUUUGUACCUUUUUUAUUUUGAAAUGUAAAAAUUGUUAUAGAAAUAAAUUGUUAUAUACCAGCGUCAUAUACUUUAAGCUUCACAACAACGUAUCUUGCUUUCGAACAACGAUUGUCUUGGGUCACUUGAAUUUGUUAAAUGUAUAUAAAGUAGAUAUAAAAUCAACUAUCCUAGUUUAUAACAAUGUUAAGUGAUAACGCUGUAAAUAAUUUUGCACGAAGCUAGUCAUAUCAAGUUACACCAGUACACUUGGACACACGAUUGUGUGUGAUAAAAAUAAUUGAGAUUCGUCGUUAGUGAAAUGUAAACGUACCCCAUGUUCCGUGGUUUGUAUAAAAAAAAGUGUUAUUUACACGGAAUAAAUUCCGAUACCCCCGCCAGACGGUUGUACGUGAAAAAAAUUAAUUCGAUACAGCGAUAAAUUAUUCAAAAGCCUUUUAAGAGAUUUCGUGGAAAUUUUUUUCAUCAAUUACAAGUCGUAUUCCAUUUUUUUUGUUGUUGUUGUUAUUGUUUAUGUACAAAUGGAAGCUGUUGUUAUUGUUUAUGUAUAGAAUACCGCACGAAGGCCUGAACACAAUUAAAAACAACAAAAAAAUAAAACUUUGUAAAUGUAAAACCUACAAUGUAUCA